AUGCCCAGGCGGAGCAUCGCCGAGGUGAAGGUGCUGGACGUGCAGAAGCGGCGCAUCCCCAACAAGCACUAUGUGUACAUCAUCAAGGUCACCUGGUCCAAUGGAGCCACCGAGGUCAUUUACAGACGGUACAGCAAGUUCUUCGACCUGCAGAUGCAGAUGCUGGACAAGUUCCCCAUGGAAGGAGGCCAGAAGGACCCCAAGCAGAGGAUCAUCCCCUUUCUGCCAGGGAAGAUUCUGUUCCGCCGGAGCCACAUCCGCGACGUGGCGGUGAAACGGCUGAUCCCCAUCGAUGAGUACUGCAAGGCUCUGAUCCAGCUGCCCCCCUACAUCUCCCAGUGUGAGGAGGUGCUGCAGUUCUUCGAGACACGGCCCGACGACCUGAGCCCCCCCAAAGAGGAGCCCAUUGGGAAGAAGAGGUCUGGAGCUGACUGUGCCUCGGCCGAGCCCCUGGUGCUGGAGCAGUAUGUCGUGGUGGCCGACUACCAGAAGCAGGAGAGCUCGGAGAUCAGCCUGUGCGUGGGCCAGGUGGUGGAUAUCAUUGAGAAGAAUGAAUCAGGCUGGUGGUUUGUGAGCACGCUGGAGGAGCAAGGCUGGGUGCCAGCCACCUGCCUGGAGGCCCAGGAUGGAGUCCAGGAUGAGUUCUCAAUGCAGCCUGAUGAAGAGGAGAAGUACACAGUGAUUUACCCCUACACUGCAAGAGACCAGGAUGAGAUGAACCUGGACAAAGGGGCCGUGGUGGUGGUGACCCAGAAGAACCUGGAGGGCUGGUGGAAAAUCAGGUACCAGGGCCAGGAGGGCUGGGCCCCUGCCUCCUACCUCAGGAAGGGCAAUGGAGAUGGGUUCCCACCCAAGCUGGGCUCGGGCUCCCCGGCUCACUCCGGUGCCCUGGAUCUGGAUGGCAUCUCCAGGCAGCAGCUGCUGGCCAGCAGGGACAAGGACGGGCUGGGGGGCCAGAGGGACAGCAGGCUGGAGAGCCGGGCCCUGCCCAGCGCCGACAUCCGCCGCAAGUCACCAAAGAUGAGGCAGAGGCCACCUCCUCGCCGAGACCUCACCAUACCCCGUGGUCUGAACCUGCCUAAGCCUCCUGUCCCCCCUCAAGUGGAAGAGGAAUAUUACACCAUUGCUGACUUCCAGACCACCAUCCCUGAUGGCAUCAGCUUCCAGGCAGGGAUGAAAGUAGAGGUUAUUGAGAAGAACCUGAGUGGCUGGUGGUACAUCCAGAUCGAGGAGAAGGAGGGCUGGGCCCCUGCCACCUUCAUUGACAAGUACAAGAAAACCAGCAACGCCUCCAGGCCCAAUUUCCUGGCUCCCCUCCCCAACGAGAUGGCGCAGCUGCGGCUCGGUGACACCGAUGGCGGCAGCGCCAGCGAGGAGGUGACAGGGCCCUGCCGACCCCUGCCAGAGGCUCCUCCCAACGGCAUGGACUGCACUGGGAGGUGGGGCAAGGACUGGAAGGGGAAGGAGGCUCCUGACAGCGGGGACUUGUCCUUCGCCGGGGGCUACGAGGAGAUCUCAGACCGUGACACAGAGGAGAAGCCCAGCCUCCCACCCAGGAAGGAGUCCAUCAUCAAAUCAGAAGGAGAGUUACUAGAGAGGCAGAGGCCUCCCCCCAAGCCCCCAGGCAUGAUUUUGCCCAUGAUCCCACCCAAGCAGUCGGCAGCCCCGAAGGACAGCAAGAAGCCGGAGCUCAAAGCGGAGAAGGGCAAACUCUUCCAGCUGAAGAACGAAAUGGGGCUGGAGUGUGGACACAAGGUGUCGGCCAAGGAGGUGAAGAAGCCAAACCUCCGGCCCAUUGUCAAGCCAACCAAGCCAAAAGCUGAGCCCAUGGAAGACAAACCUGAGCCCAUCACCCAGAACCCCUUCUUGAAGUCAAGACCUCAGAUCAGGCCGAAACCCGCCGCGUCCCCCCGGCCUGAGGCACCCCCAGCCGAUGACAGACUGGACAUUUGCAGCCUGCGGAGCAAGCUGAGACCUGCCAAGUGCCCAGAGAAGCCCUCAGAGCAGGACCCCAUGGCUGGGGAAAGCUCCUUCAGCAACGCCGCGCUCUCCUCAGAGCCUUGCGGGCGCUUUCCAGAGCGGCCAGGCACGGAGAGCAAAGCCCUUCCCAAGCUGGACAUUGCCCCCAAAGAGGCACUGCCCAAAUCUCCCCUGGGCCCAGUGAGCCCCCCCUGUGUCCGGGACGCCCCUCAGCGCCCCGUGGUGCCCCCUCGCAGGCCACCCCCUCCCAAGAAGAUGGGGGCUCCUGCUGCCAUGGCCGCCGAGCCCAGGGCCCCGGCGCGGGAAGCCCCCGAGGCCAGGCCCUCAGCAGUGCCAGGCAGGCCCAUGCUGGUCCCUCCCAAAGCCAAGCCCUUCCUCGCUGCCUGCAUGCCGGACGAAGCCAAAGCCAGAAUCAACCCAAAGGUCAUCUCCAAGCCCGUGGAAAGAGGGGAGGCCAAGGAGAGGCCCUCAGCUGCCAUGUCUGGGCCCGACGUCUCCAGGGAAGCUCUGUACGUGGCAGUGGCAGAUUUUGAAGGUGACGAGGAGACCAACAGCUUCAGAGAAGGGACUUUGUUUGAAGUUCGUGAGAAGAACAGCAGUGGCUGGUGGUUCUGCAGGGUCCUGGCUGGGGGGCCCUGCUGGGAGGGCUGGAUCCCUUCCAAUUACCUGCGGAAGAAGCCGUAG
Molecule: messenger RNA, 2664 nt
Organism: Agelaius phoeniceus (red-winged blackbird)
Lineage: Eukaryota; Metazoa; Chordata; Aves; Passeriformes; Icteridae
Gene: SH3PXD2B
Product: SH3 and PX domains 2B
Biological process (GO): superoxide anion generation
Cellular component (GO): cytoplasm
Molecular function (GO): protein binding; superoxide-generating NADPH oxidase activator activity; phosphatidylinositol binding
Source: RefSeq, a predicted model, not a curated record